UAUGCAGAAUUCCUAAAGAUGGCGGAACAAGGUCCGAUGGCGAUAGCGAUGCGGCUAAGAAACCAGAUGCAGAACGUCUACAAGCUCGACCCGUUGAGGAAUGAGGAAGAAGUUAAAAUAAAGAUAAAGGACCUAAAUGAACACAUUGUGUGCUACCUGUGUGCAGGAUACUUCAUCGAUGCAACCACCAUUACAGAAUGCCUCCAUACGUUCUGUAAGAGUUGCAUUGUGAAGUAUCUCCAGACCAGCAAGUAUUGUCCAAUGUGUAACAUCAAAAUCCAUGAAACACAGCCCCUGCUGAAUCUAAAGCUGGACAGAGUUAUGCAAGACAUUGUGUACAAACUAGUCCCCGGGCUACAAGAGAGUGAAGACAAAAGAAUUAAAGAAUUUUAUCAGUCUCGGGGUCUUGAACGCAUCAUACAGCCAUCCGGAGAAGAUUUGGUUCCAGAUAAUAUGGGAUUACCCUACACAAGCUUUGACCACUCCAAAGCUCAUUUCUACAGAUAUGAUGAGCAGGUCUCUCUGUGUCUGGAAAGGCAAAGCUCGUUAUUAUCUGGAAAAGACAAAAAUAAAUUAACUCUACAGCAGAAAUUUGUGCGUUGUUCGGUCAGGGCUGAGGUACGGCACCUGAGAAAAGUGUUAUGUCAUCGACUAAAUGUGGAAAAACAUCAGUGACUCGCCUCAAUCUGGGUGGUGGAGGACGAAUCUCAGUUGCCUCCGCAUCUGAGACCGUCAACCCGCACAUCUUAUCACGCGGCUUGUUGAGUGCGUUACCGCGGAGACAUAGCGCGUGUGGAGGCUUCAUGCUAUUCUCCGCGGCAUCCACGCACAACUCACCACGUGCCCCACCGAGAGCGAGAACCACAUAAUAGGGACCACGAGGAGGUUACACCAUGUGACUCUACCCUCCCUAGCAACCGGGCCAACGUGGUUGCUUAGGAGACCUGGCUGGAGUCACUCAGCAUGCCCUGGGAUUCGAACUCGCAAACUCCAGGGGUGGUAGUCAGUGUCUUUACUCGCUGAGCUACCCAGGCCCCGAUUUGUCUGUUGUUAAUGAACAUUCUACAUUCUGAGGUGAUGUGCAGCUUCAACGUUUUUGGUGUUAGACCAGCAAACUACAUAUGAUUAUAUACAUGGCAUAUAAGAUUUAUAAAUCAGCUAUUAAAUUAGGCGUAUUAGCUGUUUGAUCCCAUAAUAGAAAGAAGCUAUGUUCAAAUUUGAAUGUUUGAAUGUUUUUUUUUUUUAAUCUCUAUAUUGUGAAAUGCACUUAAACAGGCAUUUUUUAUUUUUAACCAAACCUCUCAUUGUUCUUCUUUUCCACCCCCCUGUCUCCUGUCUUCAUUGUGUGGUUGAUGUUGCGCUGCAGGUCCAGAUGUUAUUCAAUAAUGAAUCUCUCCCUGAUCACAUGACCAUGAAGCAUCUCUGGCUGUCUCACUGGUUUGGGAAGGUAUCACAGUCUCUUGCAUCUCCAGCUAAUUUCAUACUGCAUUCUUUCGCACUAUCAGCAUG
Molecule: messenger RNA, 1509 nt
Organism: Myxocyprinus asiaticus (Chinese sucker)
Lineage: Eukaryota; Metazoa; Chordata; Actinopteri; Cypriniformes; Catostomidae
Product: polycomb group RING finger protein 1
Exons: 8
Coding region: 19-675 (218 amino acids)
Biological process (GO): negative regulation of transcription by RNA polymerase II
Cellular component (GO): PRC1 complex
Molecular function (GO): promoter-specific chromatin binding
Source: RefSeq, a predicted model, not a curated record